Molecule: messenger RNA, 2743 nt
Organism: Chlamydomonas reinhardtii
Lineage: Eukaryota; Viridiplantae; Chlorophyta; Chlorophyceae; Chlamydomonadales; Chlamydomonadaceae
Exons: 8
Coding region: 147-2261 (704 amino acids)
Biological process (GO): protein phosphorylation
Molecular function (GO): protein kinase activity
Source: RefSeq, a predicted model, not a curated record
AUACAUAGGGGGACAUUUCCGCAGGUGCACACCACCGCGACCGAUGCAUUCUGCCCGUCGCGCAGCUUGCACCAAACAACUCGCGGCGCUCGUGCAUUCUGGCAAGCUAAGCAAUCAUUCUCAGCUGGUUCUGGAAGCACGCGGCCAUGCAGCGACAUCGCGGCCAGGGUGCCGUCUCCUCCUACGUGCUGCAACAGGCCCAGCUGCUUCAGCUCCUGGGCAUUCCUCAGCGCUCGCCACCUGGCCCCCAAGCGGGUAGUUGCGGACAGCAACAACAGCAACAACAGCAACACCUGCAACAGCAGCAAUCAGGCCAUCCGCUACUGCAUGUGACAGAGUUGUCGGGCGGCAAGAUCAACUACGUGUGGACUGUGCGGGGGCCGCGAGGGGCCGUGGUGCUCAAGUACGCGGCGCCCUACGUCCGGUCCAUUGGCCCGGAGUUCGAGCUGCCGCAGGCCCGGCUGGAUGUGGAGGCCGCCGCCAUGUCCGCCGCCGCCGCCGCCUGCCGCCGCCACGUGCCCCGCCUGCUGCUUCACGACCCGGCCGCCUGCGUGCUGGUGCAGGAGCUGGUGGGGGCGGAGGUGGGGGAGGCGGUGGGGGAGGCGGGGGCUGUAGCAGGAGCAGCAGGACCUGCAGGGGCAACAGGCGGCGGCGGCGGCGCUGGGCCAUCGAGCAGCAGCAGGCGGAUCAAACUGGUGGACGCCCUGGCGCCCUGGCGCACCCCCGCACCCACCCCCAGCAGCCCCCCACCUGCUACUGCCGCUACUGCCGCUACUGCCGCUGGACAACAGAGCAGCGUUGUCAGCAGCAGCAGCAACGGUAGCAGCGCCACUAGCAGCAGUAGCAACGGCAGCGCUAGCAAUACUAGCAGCAGUAGCAGCAGCAGCAGCAGCAGUAGCAGCAGCACUGGGCGCGUGCCGCUGCCGCACCCCCGCCUGGCUGCUGACCUGGCGCACCUGCUAUCCAGCUACCUGCUGCAGAACUCCAUACACGCCGCCGCCGCCGCAGACGCCGCCACGGUUGCCGACGCAGGCGCUGGGGGCAGGGGCACUAGCAGCAAAGACGGCAGUAGCAGCAGCAGCGGCAGCCCUGGCGGCAGUAGCGGUAGUGGUGGUCGCGGCGGCCGGGGCGGGGCGGUGGGUCGGCACCUGGCGGCGGCGGAGCAGCUGCGGCGGGCGAAUGAGGCCGUGGUGUCCGCCAACGCCGCUGUGGUGAUCUCGGACCCCUGGGACGAGGCCUGCCCGCGCAACUGCGUGCCGCAGCCGGUGGCGGAGCAGGUGGCGGAACUGAGGGCCGACGCGGUCGUGCGCUCCGAGGUGUCGCGGCUGCUGCAGCUCUACCUCGGCAGCCGGGAGGCGCUGAUACACAACGACCUGACGACCGGUAAUCUGUUGGUGCCUGCGCCGCCAGCCGCCAGCAGCAGCCAGAGCGGUGGCAGCAGCAGUAGCAGCCCGCGAGGUGCUACUGCCGCACCGGCUGCUGCUGCUACUGCCGCUGCCACGGCUACAGCCGACACGCACCUGAUCGACUGGGAGUUCGCGACGUACGGUCCCAUGGCGUUCGACCUGGGCUGCCUCAUAGGCAACCUGCUGCUGGCCUACUGCGCCGCAAGAGCUCAGUAUCAUGACUCGGACGGCGGCAGUAGCAGUGGCAGCGGCAGCAGCAGUAGCAGUCGCGGUGCUAGCAGUGGCAAUAGCAGUAGCGAUAGCAGCGGGCUGCAGCUGGCGGCGGCGCUGCUGGAGGUCGUGGUGGGGUUCUGGGAGCGCUUUGACGCGGCCGUGUCACACAGGGGCGGCAGUAGCAGUGGCAGUAGCAGCAGCAGGGGUUACGGAGACGUCGGGACUAGCAGCAGCAGCAGCAACAGCAGUAGUAGCGGCCAGGCUGCACCACCUGUGGUCCUGGGCUGUGAGGAGCUGCAGCAGCUGUGGAGUGACAGCCUGGGCUACGCCGGCUGCGUGGUGGCCCGCCUGACCUUUGGCAUGCACCACUACCCGGCACUGGACGGCGUGGCCCACCCUGACCGCCGCGCCGCCGCACAGCGCCUGGCGCUGCGGCUGGCAGCGGCGCUGCUGCGGCCCCAGCAGCGGGCGGCGCAGGGCUGGCAGCAGCAGCCGCGGGGUGGGGAGGCGGCGGCCGUGGGGUUGGGGGCGCAGGGCGUUGGGGAGUUGGGUGUGGGCGUGGGCGUGAGCGCUGGAGUGCGGCGGCUGGUGGCGGAUGCUGAGGCAUGGGCGGUGGAGGAGCUGAGGGGGCAGGGGCUGUGAGGUGUGACGCCCUUGUGUGACAGGUCGGUGUAAGCAAGCAGUUGAGCGCGUGUGCGUCCCGGGCACGUGUUGCUCAAUGUGUGUGUGUGUGUGUGUGUGUGUGUGUGUGUGUGUGUGUGUGUGUGUGUGUGUGUGUGUGUGUCGCCUUGUUCCGAGGCGAAAGCGGAUCAUGAACGCGACGGUCCAGUGAAUUCCAGUGUUCCAGUCACUGCCCGUCGAGCCGGGGCUGGCAUUCGUGCACCGCGAGUGCAAGCCCAAAAGGGACAGGGUGGCAUGUUCCCGAGAAGAGACUUGUGCGGCGUGUUCCCACUUGUUGCACAGCGAAACUGUCCCGAAAGCACACUGGGACCGACCUGACGACUUACGAGUCCCCUCGGCUGGAGCUCUAGCUAGGAAGGGGUUCCUUGAAGAGCGUGGCGGAAAGAAGGGGGCCGGGGUCGCGGGGAGACAAGGCGGGGGCGGCAAGGGCUUCUCCACUGGAU